Messenger RNA from Leptosia nina, 2604 nucleotides. NCBI's taxonomy places the organism in Eukaryota, Metazoa, Arthropoda, Insecta, Lepidoptera, Pieridae. The record is from the annotation of a GenBank genome assembly.
AUGGAAGUUAUUGAAGAUGGAAAUAUUAUGGACAGGAUCCCUAUUCUUUUACAAAGGGAUCUGGAAUAUUAUCAGAAUAAUCAAACUGUGCUAUCUGAGAAAAUAUGCAGUGGAGUUGUUGGGGGACGGCUAGAUUUUCCACGUAGUGCCUCAUUUGCGGCUGUCAAGAUAGUCUUGUGGCUUGAAGAAGAGUUUUCUGUUGCAUUUAAGCAAGGCUCCGGGAUGUUUGUGACUUUGGAAGAUGAUGACAUAGAGGGGGGUGUGGCAAAAACCUCAGAUCCAGAGAAAUUUGUGCAGCUUGCUAUUAAAUCGAGUGACUCAUUGCUAGAACACUUACACAUGCUAGCUCAAGAGGCAUUAGACCAUGCUGAUUUACCAGUAUUGACUGCAACACUAGGUGCUGCUGCUUUGCUGAAAAAUAGCCUUUACUGCUAUUUGCAACAUAUUGAGGAUACGGGCCUUACUGAAAUGCAAUCUGUUAUGCAAGCAUGUUACAAAAGAUAUGUAACAAUGUCCGAAGCGGUGGGUGAAAGGGUUUUGGAUCUACAUAAUAGAGUUCUUUCUCUUUAUAUCCUCCAAGACUCUGGUGGCAGACCAAUAGAUUCAGUGGGAAAUAAUAUUCACGAGACCGGAACUCCAUCUGUGCAGGGCUGGUGGCUUUAUAUGAAUGGGAGUCGAAAAGAUUUAUGGGACACUGUACCCCCUCGAAUGGCGCAAAGGAUAUUCGCUGGAAUGCUUAACGAGACUCUCACUAUAUUGACUGUGAGAUAUUGUCAGACAAUCAUUACACGUAACACAACAACGCCCUUGCUUAUUAAUGACAUAGUGAAUAUACUUCUUUGCUGCGCGCAAUUGCUGCCUUGUAUAUGUACAAGCGGCGCGGAUUUGGCCGGACUAGAGCGCACUGCGCAAAGCCGCGAUGUCAGAGACGUACAUGCUAAGUGCAACGAACUCUUUAAGUGCAUGGUGUUUAGGGGUGCAGACAUACAUUUUCUACAUCAGGCUUUCAAGGAGAAGGAAGAAUCUAGUUCCUCGAAGGAGACUCCCUAUCCUUGGUUUAUGUUUGUUAGUCCCAACUUGUUUGAGAGUUUCGAUGACGUCACAACACAUACCCAAGAUUUGCCAAAUAAAACUGCUAUCGGUUUGGAGCUUAUAGUGUUGUUGGCGCAACCACAACCGUCGUGGACCUUACUUUUGAAAGUAUGUCAUGGUUACUUACUGAUACAUCAGGUGCUAAUGAUGCGCAACUGUCAGUUAGCUCGAAUGCUCCUCAUCCACUCGGUGCGUCACAUGUCCGUGGACAAUUCGCGGUGGCCAGCAGAUGGCUUGUGGUAUAGCGGGGAUGGGUUGAGAAAGAGAUGCGAAGGCUUCCUCUGCACGGCUGAUGGAUUCUGUAGAUUCACAAAUGUUGAUAGUGCCGGUGAAGAAUAUGCUAGAGCAGUGGGCGCCCUGACCUAUAUAAUAUCAAAUAUCGGCAGUAGGGACGAGGUUAAGUCAACCCUGUGUUAUGCUCUGGAAGUAUCGGAAAGGGAUUGGGCAGCCUGCUUGGACAAAAGACAGGUGUGGUGUGAUCGUAGACCGUCAUGGUUGGCUGGUGUUUUGGGUCUCGUGGGUACGGCAUUAGCUUUUAUCCCAGCUUCACUCGUCAACGCAAUACAGACUGGGGCUUCUAUGUAUCAGACAAUGUCCCUUUGCCUGACAAGUAUUUCGCGGAGUCUAAUAUGCAUCCCUCGGAAUUUCAUCAACACGGCAGAGAUCCUUGAAAAGGCGCUCCCGGCUAAUGUGAACCCGGUUGGCGGUUCUGUGGUGAUACAGAUGCUUAUCACGGUUGUAUAUGAAGAGCUGAUGAAAUGGGCUAAGAAGGAAUCUUUAAAAGAGUCUGCAGGUGUAAAUGGCGAUGCUCAUAAUAUGAAUGUUCACCAUCGAAGGCCGAAACAAGUCAGGAUUCAAUCUAUCCAAACUACUAUGUCAAGUUCAGUAAGCUUUGACGGAACCCAUAGCUCGCCAUCUUCCAUCGCUCUGGCUAUAGCUGAAGCGCUCUGCUCUAUAGACGAAGAUGACAAACAUACGAGUGAAAUUGAAAAUUUGGUGGCAGAAACUAAGAGGACCUUUACUGUGUCUAACAGUUUCGGAUUAGAUUUUCCUGAAUUUGCGGAAUUCUUCGAAGAGGGUAAUGUCGCAGCAUCGAAUGCGGAGAGAGCAAGCGACGCCGCGGCUCUAACUAGUCAAAUACUGAUGACAUCUGCUGGCAGAGACAGUUUUAGGGUCAUAUAUGAUCAUCUACAAUCGCAUGCAGACCGCAUUUACAAGGAGCUCGGUAUUCAAGAAGGCUGUGACGCGAAUGUUCCGCAAAAUAAGGCCCCGCUUCUGUACAUCAUGUUUCAUAUUGGUAGACGGCCUUUUGAUCAGUAUUUCCGUGGUGAAUGGCCGAUGCCCUGGAGCAAACUGGUGGCGAGAGCUAAAGCCUGGUGCGGUGUAGAUGGCGCUCGAGUGCACGUCAAUAGACGCCCGGAUAUCCGGAAUAUCAAAAGUCAGACCAAGAACAAUAGACAAUUGACGGAGAUAUAUUCUAUGUUCAAAACUCAGCCUGAAGGAUUACUAUGA